Dreissena polymorpha is the source of this 10403-nucleotide messenger RNA. Its product is annotated as protein dachsous-like. The transcript has 20 exons. The record is from RefSeq and is a predicted model, not a curated record. The coding region runs from base 330 to 10250 and encodes 3306 amino acids. Gene Ontology annotation, molecular function: calcium ion binding. Lineage: Eukaryota; Metazoa; Mollusca; Bivalvia; Myida; Dreissenidae. Gene Ontology annotation, biological process: homophilic cell-cell adhesion. Gene Ontology annotation, cellular component: plasma membrane.
AUGUAUUAAGAUCGGUGUUGGAUAGCAGCGAAACAUGUUUUUAUCAGUGAAAAACAAAAAUGUGGAGUAUUUUAACGCAAUUUAUUAAAAAUGGAUUAUAUUAAUAUAUUGAAUUUGCAACUAGCUUAGUAAUCGGUUCGUGAGGUGGUGAAAUGUAAAGGCAUAUGCAGUUUAAAUGUGUGCAUUUGAGACAGUGGGAACUGUGAAAUAAGUUGUUUGGGCAACCAUUGUUUAAGUAAAUUUUAUAUUGUGACAUAUUUUUUUGGUCACUAGAAAUGAAUGUGGGAUUUAUUCUGUUCUAAACCAAGAAGUCAACGUCAAAAAGCAUCAUGGAAAUGCAUGGGAGUUGCUGCUACCACAGUCUCAUACUCAAGGUGGUGAUUUGGACGUGUUUGUUCGGGUAUGUAAGGACGCAAAUUCAAUGUAGUCCCCAGUCAACCAAUACCAUGCUGACAUACUCCUUAAAAGAAAAUCUGCCUUCACCUGCCAUAGUGGGAAAUAUUGGCGCGGAUUUACAAAGUAGGACAAAUACAGCUUACAGAUUUCAUACAUUAUUUACAGAUGAUACUAUAAAAUCGACGUUUGAUGUAGAUAGAGCUGGCAUUAUAAAAACUAAAGUGCUGUUAGACAGGGAAAAAAAGAGUUAUUAUUUUCCAGUUUAUGUAGAAGACGAUAGCAAUUCUACUGUGCUGAUUUGUUUGACAAUAAAUGUGGCAGAUGUCAAUGAUAAUGCGCCACAUUUUGACAAUGAGAAUCGAAUAUUUGAUAUUCAUGAAGGAACCACCCAAAAUAAAUUCUAUAUAGGAAGCGCAACAGAUGAAGAUAUUGGUAACAACACAAUCGCAGGCUACCGUCUGGCAUCUGGGAAUGAGGACUAUGCAUUUAACUUGACAGGAAAUUAUACAAAUCCACUUAGAAACAAGCUUUUAUUAACUGUUGGUGUAAAUGGAACUUUGGACUAUGAGAAAAGAAAAUUUUAUAACCUUACAGUACACGUGUAUGAUGGAGGGUCUCCCAGACUUACUGCAACAAUGGAUGUCAGAAUCAAUGUAUUAGAUGUCAAUGACAACAGUCCAGUUUUCGAUCAGAGUAAAUACUCUGCUUCAUUCUUGGAAAAUACCACAGUUGGGACAACAAUUUUAGAGGUACAUGCCACGGAUAUCGACUCUGGUGAAAACGGAAAUGUUGUAUAUUCAAUAGACAAGAAGACAGAUCCAGACGAUUGUUUUGAAGUGAAUUCAGCAAGUGGUGUGAUUUCUCUUAAAAGAAUGGUAGACUAUGAGUCCAGAAAAAGAUACGACAUAGAGGUUAAAGCUCAGAAUCCCGGAAACUCUAUUGCUGCAGUUGCAGCUAUAGAAAUUAAUGUCCUCAAUGUGAAUGAGCUUCCACCAAAUAUUUACAUCAACUACAACAACAAUGUUCCCAAAAUUUCAGAAAAUGCGUCCAUUGGGUCAUACGUAGCCAGAGUAUCCGUAAGCGAUCCGGAGUCACCUGUAUCAGAGAAUAACACCAUCGAAGUAACACUGAAUGGCGCUGAGGGAAAAUUUCGGUUGGAGAAAACCAGUUAUGAUACAUACAUGAUCGUGGUAGCGCAGUUGCUGGACAGAGAAACAAAGCCAUCAUAUAACCUUACUUUGGUCGCUGCCGAUUCAGGAAUUCCCCCUCUGUCUGCAACUCAGUCCUUCGUUCUGCAAUUGGAUGACGUUAACGACAAUGCUCCCGUCUUUCUGCAGAGCAGUUACCAGGCAAACGUGGACGAGAUGUCAGAAGCUGGCAGCUCUGUGAUAUCAAUUGCAGCCAGUGACCGGGAUAUCGGCGCAAAUGGUUUAAUCCUUUACAGCAUCCGCUCAGAACCGGGAAGCAUCUCUGACUGGUUUCAGGUUGACGCCAAUUCUGGACUGAUCACAACGCGAGGUCAAGUGGAUUGUGAGGUGGACGCUCAGCCUUCAUUUUGGCUGAUUGCAACAGACCGGGGAAUCCCACCCAUGACCUCGAGCGUGAAGGUGUCAGUGUCUGUGCGGGAUAUCAAUGACAAGGAGCCAACGUUUGACCGCAGCAUGUACACUGCUACCAUACCAGAAAAUCAAGCAGUCCAAAGCUGCAUUCUGCAAUUGAGUGCCAGCGACCCGGACUGUGGUGUCAAUGGGCUGAUCAGAUACAGUUUAGCUGGUCCCUCAAGCUCCUUCACGAUCCAGCAGCUCUUUGGCCACAUCUGUGUCAGUCAGGCGCUUGACUAUGAGACGAUCACACUGCACGAGUUCUCAGUCAUUGCAACAGACAGCGGCGGAUAUUCGACGACUUCAAUCGUCCAGAUAACUAUUGAGGAUGUCAAUGACAAUGCCCCAGUGUUUUCUUCACGCAACUACAGUCGUAACAUUCAGAACAGCAUGCAACCAGGCUCAGAGGUUCUCACAGUGUACGCAACUGAUCGGGACUCCGGCACCUUUGGGAUCGUCCAAUACUCGAUAUCUUCUGGAAAUACAGGCAGCAAAUUCACAAUAAAUGCUUAUACCGGAACCAUAUCCCUUGCAACCAGCCUAUCUAACACUGACCAAGACAUCCGCCUUGUCAUUGACGCCCGCGAUGGAGGCAAUCGUAAUCAAACAGCCGAAGUUUACAUCAGGGUCAUGGGACAAGGCUACAAUCUACCAGUAUUCCAGCAGUCCAUGUACAGGUUUCAACUGGGGGAAGACGCGUCAGUGAACUCUCUUGUUGGGCAGGUUACGGCGACAUAUGCUGGAAGUUCAAAUGGAAUAACGUACACAAUUUCUUCUGGGGACCUGAAUUCCUUCUUCACAAUCAACUCGUCUGGUCAGAUUCGCACAACAAAGCAGCUGGACCACGAUGAAUACCCGGUAUUGCUUCUCAGCGUGGAGGCGCGGUCUGGUAGCACACAUCUGCUGGGAACCACUCAGGUGAAUGUUACCAUUGACGAUGUGAAUGACAACGCUCCACAGUUUAUCAGCAAUCGUCUUACUAUAUCCGUUUCUGAGGCCAUAGAUUCCAUGGCAACCAUUUACACUGCUCGUGCAAGGGACAAGGACAGCGUGAAAAAUGGAAAUGGGGUGGUGGGCUACAGACUUCAGCAGAGUUCAAACUUCCUGUUCGAAGUAAACCCAACCAAUGGGACUCUACGUCUUGCUAGGGGGGCAAAUUUGGAUUAUGAGGCACUAAAAGUCCAUGAAUUAAUAAUUGUGGCCACAGACCAAGCACAGAAAGACCAAAAAAGUUCAACCAUUACUCUCACUGUUUCAGUUCAGGAUGCCAAUGAUAAUACGCCAGUUUUUGAGAAAGGUAACUUCGUGAUAUCUGUACCUGAGAAUACGUCAGUGGGACUGAAGGUGGGCAAAAUCCUUGCCACUGACAGAGACACUGGAAACAAUGGGAAACUCUCAUAUAUGUUGGAAGAUUCUAAAGACCUUGACACGUUUGGAAUUUUCCCAUCUGAUGGGUCGAUUUAUUUGAAGAAAGCAGUUGACAGGGAAACACAAGAGGAAUAUUCAUUCACCGUCCGUGCUAAGGACCAUGGUCAACCACCACUGUCGGCUACCUCGAAGGUGACAAUUUACAUUCAAGAUGUAAAUGACAACUCGCCGGUCUUUUCAAGACCGGAGUACAGCUUCAGCAUCGAAGAGAACCUGCCGUCUGGCCAGUCUGUAGGACGGGUGAUGGCCACUGAUGCUGAUAAAUUACUUAAUGCCCAGCUACAAUAUGACUUCCUUCAACCUGAAAAAGACUUCCUUAUCUCACAAACUGGAAUCAUCUCCACUACCCAAACGCUUGACAGGGAAACAAAAGAGUAUUAUAACCUUGAAGUUCUGGUGCGUGACUCUGGCACCCCAGUUAACUUGUCCAAGGUCAAGGUCAUUAUUCGAGUCACAGACAUCAAUGACAAUUACCCUGAGAUAAAGAACUCACCUCUCCAGGCCAGCAUUGAUGAGAACAGACCAAAAGGAGAGAGGGUGGUGAUUCUACGCGCUGUGGAUUUGGACACUGGAAACAAUGGAACAGUUAGCUUCAAGUUGGAGCCGGCAGUUGAUAAUCCAGAUGCCCUGUCAUACUUUGAGAUUCACCCGGAGUCAGGAUGGAUCACAACUAAGGAAGUUUUGUAUUAUGAGGCUAGAAGUAAGUACAAGUUUCGGGUCGUUGCUAGCGACGACGGUACGCCAAGUCGUUCCACCACCAGAGACUUUGAAAUCCUUGUGAACAAACUCAACAAUGGUGCGGCAGCUCUUCUGGAGAACGUAAACAUGACUUUUUACGUUGUGGAAAAUGUGCCCAUAGGCACGUUAGUGGGAACAGUUAUGGUACAGGGUGUAGCUGCAAACAGUCGCAUCUCCUUCUACAUCACUGCGGGUAACAUAUUCAGCCUGUUCUCAGUUGAGGUGGAUACUGGAAAGAUCUACACAAUCAGGGAAAUCGACUAUGAAGAGACGUCUUUCCAAACUAUCGGUAUCACUGCUAUCGAUAACAGCGGCUUUAGUCCAAAAAGUACUGUGGUAACCGUUAAAGUGAACAUUGUGGAUAUCAAUGACAACGCUCCUCUGUUUGACAAGGACCCAGUGUUGUUAGAGCUGAAAGAAAACACUCCCGUGAACACAGUUGUGCAUACUUUCAUUGCCACUGAUAUGGACUCGAGUGUUAACGGAACAGUUCGAUACGAGAUUGUGAGCGCUAGUCAAAACGUUUUACAGAUUAAUACUUACACUGGAAAAAUGUCAGUGUCACAAAAUAUUGACUAUGAGCAGGUCAAGGACAUACUGCUUGUGGUCAAGGCCACAGAUAUGGCUCCAACCACUGCCUCUCAGUUAUUCUCAGCCAUUACCGUACGAAUUCAGGUACUGGACGAAAAUGACAAUGUCCCAAUGUUCCAGUCAUAUCCGCCAUUACAGAUAUUCGAAGAUGAACCAGUUGGAUACCAAUUGGCUUCCAUUAUUGCCACCGAUGCUGAUGGGAAUGUGAACAACAGCGGGAAUAACGUCAUCUCAUAUUCAAUCUUGUCUGUGAAUAACAACGUCUUCUCGAUUGAUGAAUUCACAGGAGUCCUGACCGUCGCCAGUCCACUGGACCGUGAAACCACGAGCAAGUACGAGCUGCGAAUCCUUGCACAGGAUCAAGGCAACAACCGCCAGUCAAACGUGAUCACCCUGCUCGUUCAAGUUCUGGACGUCAACGACAAUGCGCCACAAUUCGUCAAGACUAUGUACCGUGCCAGCAUCAAUGAGACCAGUGCCAAGGGAUCUCUCAUUGUCCAGGUGACAGCCUUGGAUCAGGACUCAGGUGACAAUGGCCUGUUGAGUUACCACAUAUCGGAGGGCAUAGCAGACGACUUCUUCGACAUUGACCCUGUUACGGGACUUGUUUCAUUUGCGGCGGACACUUUGGAUCGAGAAGCCAAAAGCUCCUAUGCUUUCACAGUGUAUGUGCAAGAUAAUGGUUCACCAAGAUUGUUUGACAAGGCGACAGUCAUUGUUAACAUAACGGAUCUUAACGACAAUAACCCAGUUUUCAAGGAAAAGGACCACUUCCUACAAAUCCCGGAAAAUCUCGUGCAAGAUGGAAUCUACCAGGUGGCCGCUCAAGAUGCAGAUGAAGGGGAAAAUGCGCGCAUCGAGUACAGUAUAAUAGGGGGUAACAUUGGCAACAAGUUUGUCAUCAGUUCUGAAACAGGCUUUUUGUCCUUGCGUGAGGCCUUAGACCGGGAAACCGUUUCUGACUACAUACUGCUAAUAAAGGCCAGUGAUAGGCGAGGCGAGGACGUGUGCGAGAUGUCCAUUCUCGUUCAGGACCAGAAUGACAAUGACCCAGUGUUUCAGCAGCCCUCGUAUGAAAAGCUACUUGUGGAGAACGUUCCUGUUGGCAUUUCUGUUGUCACGAUCAGAGCUACGGAUGCUGACGAAGGGUCCAAUGGAGCUGUUACCUACUCCAUUGUCAAUGAUUCCGGAGAUGCCAGCUUGUUUGAUGUGAACUCUACUUCGGGAUUAAUUAUUACUAAAGGGGUAUUAGACCGCGAAAAGAAGGGCCAGUACAACUUUGAAGUUCAGGCAAGCGAUGGAGGCAUCUAUGACAAGCGUUCCGAGAAAGUCCGCGUUGAGAUCGUCAUUGGCGACAUUAACGACAACGCGCCAGUGUUCCAAGAGGUACCAUAUACAACAAGAAUUGCACAGAACAUGGAGGCUAAUGCAGUCAUCAUAACUGUCAAAGCAGAUGACAAAGACGCCGGGAAGAAUGGGGACGUUACUUACCAGCUCACCUCAAACUCAGAGUGGUUUAUGAUAGACAGAACUUCAGGGGCCAUUAAAACCAAGAAGGUUCUUGGUGCAGACGCACUUGGGUAUCACAACCUGCAGGUCGUGGCAACGGAUGGUGGGGACAGUCCCCUAAGUGCCACAGGUGUGGUGGAGAUCAAUGUAGGGGGAGGAACCAGUCAGAUCCAGUUUACAAGUACCAACUACACGUCCACCAUUCCCGAGCACAGCCAACGCUUGACCUCUGUUGUCAAGGUCGCACUGACCACUGUGCAGAUGGGGCUCUUGUUCAGUUUUGCCUCUGGAAAUACUGACCAAGCCUUUUCAAUUAGCUCGCAGGGACUGGUUACCGUUAACAACCCAGAAGCGAUAGAUUACGAGGAGAGCCAGCACAUUCGUCUGAUUGUCGCAGCCACUGUCGGGAAUGAGUAUGCGUAUACUACUGUCUGGGUGUCUCUCCAAGACGUCAAUGACAACCCGCCCUUGUUUUCUCAGAACAAAUACGUCACCAAGUUUUAUGAGGAACAGCCGUCAGACACUUAUGUUAUGCAGGUUUCUGCAAGUGAUGCUGACAGCAUCGGGAAUAACUCUGACAUCGUCUACCACAUCAUUGGCGGCAACGAUCAGAAAGUCUUCAUCAUAGACCCACCGAAAACUGGAAUUAUCAAGACGAACGUCAUCGUAGAUUACGAGGUGCAGGCCUCGUACAUACUGGUUAUAGAGGCCAGAGACGAUGGGACACAGUCCCUGUCAAGUACUUGCGUUGUGAAGAUCAACAUUAUCGACACCAACGACAAUCCUCCAAAGUUCCCCAUGACGUCACCUGUAGAUAUCAGUGAAAAUGCUGAUGUGGGAACCACAGUGGCCCAAGUGACGGCGAAUGACAUCGACAAAAGUCCAGCGGUCAUGUACAACUUCACCAGUGCCGGGAACCCUGAUGGCAUGUUCUCGCUUGAUCGCUACAGUGGCAUUAUCCGUCUGGCACGGCACCUUGACUUUGAGACGCGACGUAGCUAUGUGGUGGUACUCCAGGCGAGCGAUGGAGUGUACACGGUCAAUACGACACAGCAAGUGCGGGUUAUCGAUGAGAACGAUAAUGCUCCGCAGUUUGUACAGCAGAGCUAUAAGGUGUUAAUUGAGGAAUCAACAGUGCCCGACAGGUGGGUGGUUCGGGUCAAUGCCACAGACGGGGACAGCGGUGCAAAUGCUGCCAUCGUGUACAGAAUCGCCCAUGGAGAUGCACAGUUCUACAUCAACCAGUCCACAGGAGUGAUCUACACAAAGGGCGCACUGCAGUUCAACCCGAACAACGAUAUCAUCCAGGUGGUGGUCAUGGCCAGUGACAGUGGCACCCCUCAGCUGUCUGCCGUGGCUGCAGUCUAUGUACAGGUCACCAGCGUGAACAAAUUCACCCCGCAGUUCCUGUCAAACGGAUACUCCUCUGCUGUGUAUGAGGACAUAUCGGUGGGUUUACCCAUCAUCCACACGAAGGCAAUGGACAAUGAUACACAAGGCUACAACAACAAGGAGAUAGACUACUUCAUCGUUGGUGGAAACUCUGAAAAUAGGUUCAUCAUUGACCAAAAGAACGGCAGCAUCAUUCUCAACAGACCUUUAGACAGGGAACGUAUUUCCGAGUACAAUUUGAUUAUCAUGGCAAAAGAUCGCGGGUUGCCGCCAAAGAAUUCCAAUACGACAGCAAAUAUAAGAGUUCUAGAUGUAAAUGAUCAGGUGCCGUAUUUCGAGUUCAACCAGUAUUCCGUCACGCUGAAUGAGUCAUUCCCAAAUGAGACCAGAUUUCUCAUUGCAAGAGCUUUUGAUGAUGAUCAAGCCGAUUAUGCUAGGCUGUAUUACACCAUAACCUCAGGGAACGAAGAUGGAUUGUUUAUAAUAAAUGGAAGCACGGGUGAGCUUUUUAUUACCCCCAUGCAGCAUUUGGAUUACGAGCGACACACUUACCACAGAUUGAUCGUUAAAGUUUCUGACUGUGCCAAGUGUAAUUCCAGCGUCCGGUCUUUUUCCAACAUCACAACUGUGCACGUGAAUGUAACUGAUGUUAAUGAAUACAUCCCACAGUUCCCUGUUCUAGUUUAUUUCGAGGGAGUGUACGAGAACAUGGGGCCUGGGUCGUCCGUCUUUGAAGUGCACGCCAAUGACAAAGAUGGCGGAGUGUAUGGUGAGGUCACCUACACGAUUGCUGGUACAGACCAGUUUUCCGUGCACUACAAAACUGGACUGGUUACAAACAACGUACAGUUUGAUUAUGAGGCCGCAAACAAACUGGCAUUUUUUCAGUUCAAAAUCUGGGCAGAAGACUUUGGUGGGAAAAGGAACUCAAUCGAUGUGAAGUUACGAUUAUUAGACGAGGAUGAAUAUGCUCCGGUGUUUGAAAACCACUCAUAUUCCUUUGAUAUACCAGGCGAUGCUAAGAAAGGUACAGUGAUUGGAAGAGUGUCAGCUUCUGACGCGGAUGGUGGCAACGCUGGUAGACUAGUUUACAGAAUUAAGCCCGCGCAUAAAUACUUUGCGAUGAAUGCAUCAAAUGGGGACAUUAUUGUCAUCAAUGACUUGAAUAAACAGAUCGCAGAGGAAGGGGCAAGAAAGAAGCGUGAAGUCAAUGCUCUGUACAUCGAAGUUAGCUCUGGGAUGGCGGAUUCUAAAACUGACUCUGUUGUUGUUGAUGUCAAUGUCGACAGAGACUGCCCAGAUUGUGCCAUGCAGAAAUAUGUCCAAGAAAAACCUUCCACAGGAAGCGCCGGAGUAAAUCUUGUGUAUGUUUUGGUCCCAAUCGCCAUAGUCAUCAUAGUUGUGAUUACAAUUUUCGUAUUUCUAUUCGUGAGGAAACGCAGGGGUGGAAAGUCUCCACCUCCAAGCGAGACUCCGAUGUGCGACUCUGACGAAUUUGACACUGUCACGCAACCAAAUAACAACAUCGCUCCGAAUUACCAAUUUCCCAGUAAUAAAUAUCCAGGAGGUCACCACACGGCACACAACACGACAACAUCUUCCAACGUGUCCGGGCAUUCAGGCUCAAGCGGACGGGGUUCAGCAGAAGAUGAUGAUGACGAAGAGUUGGCCAUGAUAAAUUCUAGCUCUCCAUCCUACCUGAAUAAUUCUAACGGGUUCCGGAAGAACAUGCCCGACUCCGGGAUACAGGACGACGAUAACACUUCAGAACCUUCCGUUCAAAACCACCAGGACUAUCUUGCAAGGUUAGGCAUAGAUACUGCGAAGAUCAAUUCAAAAGCCAAAUCAGGUCUGGGACAAUCCGUUGAAAGCAUGCACCAGUUUUCUGAUUCAGGCGGUGGCGAAGGUACUGGUUUAGAAUUGGGAACCAUCGACUACACAAAACUCAAUGGUACCAGUUUGGACCAUGAUGGAAUCAUGGACAAAAACAAUGACAUGGGUUUCCAUGAACCAGAGCCCAAUCUAGGUAGUGGCUCCCUAUCAAAUGUGAUAAACAGUGAGGAGGAAUACAGCGGCUCCUACAACUGGGACUAUUUGCUAGACUGGGGGCCGCAGUAUCAGCCGUUGGCUAGUGUGUUCUCGGAAAUCGCCAGGUUAAAAGACGAUUCGCUGCAGCCAAAGAAGCAGGCUGUACAAAUAGUUCCUCAGCAGCGGCACGUGCCCGCCGUUGUUCCCCCUGUACGCAACAUUCACCCCCCUCCCAUGAUAACAAAUGCCCCUCCAAAAGCUCAGCCAGUGGUUGGAUCAAACCGAACUAGUCAUUCCUCUGGUGUGUCAAAUCUAAACUCGGCUAGGAGUAGUACGAUAAACACUUCGCUACCCAGCAUGCCGCGUUCACCAAUCAGUCACGAGUCUAGUUACACAUCACCUGCACUAACGCCCUCGUUCACCCCCUCCCUGUCACCCCUAGCAACCAGAAGCCCCUCUGUCUCACCAGUCAAUAGUGGGCGUGGCCAGCUGACUCCGAGGGGGCGAGGCGGAAACACUCAAUUUGUGUUCAGUUCUUCAAGCUCAGAACAAGAACUGAGGAUAUAGACUCAUGUUUUGACACAAACUGUGCUAUAGGAAUCUUUUUAACAUAGAUUUGUUUCUCAUUGCAAGGUUGUGCGGUAUUUAUUUUGCUCCUUGUGUAUUUAAAUGGUUUAUAUAGAUUUUGUGGUGGAAAUUAUGUCUGAGAUGUGUUGUGAU